Penicillium brasilianum is the source of this 2375-nucleotide messenger RNA. NCBI's taxonomy places the organism in Eukaryota, Fungi, Ascomycota, Eurotiomycetes, Eurotiales, Aspergillaceae. The record is from the annotation of a GenBank genome assembly.
CAUCCAAUAGACGUAUUUCGGAAAGGGAGUGCUUCGACACCAGACCGUCGAAUGAAAGCAUUGGACUUUAAGACACCCACGCUUGUUUCUAAGCCCCCCUUUGCCCCCAAAUUGAGUGAACUGGCAGUCUUUCUGGCAUGUGUCGCGUUCUAAGGAAAGACGGCGCCAGUAAUGAGUAGCCGAGCGCCCUUCUCUUUCCUCAAUAUCUCUUUCUCUCUUACUCUCUCUUACUCUCUCUUACUCUCUCUUACUCUCUCUUACUCUCUCUUACUCUCUCUUACUCUCUCUUACUCUCUCUUACUCUCUCUUACUCUCUCUUACUCUCUCUUACUCUCUCUUACUCUCUCUUACUCUCUCUUACUCUCUCUCUUCCCCCACCCCCACCAUGUGUCCAGUCAAGCUUUUGAGACCACCGCGGAGUCUUUCAAUUCACCCACCGCGUCUUUCCUCGAUCGUCGAAAAUAAUGAUAGCGUUCAACCUGACGAUCAGCAAGUUCUUGAUGCACUAGAACAGAGCCGGGAUUACUGGUAUCACGUCGCAUCACUGGCAGAUGUCCUUUUGCGUCGUGGCUUGGCCUCGGAGUGCACAAACCCUUGCCAUGCUCUUCAUAGUCUGCCUAAAUUCCAAGGCCGGCUUAGAGAAACCUUUGUGCGCCCUUAUGGAGAUUCUCCACACCUUGCCCUUUGCUCACUAAUGACUUCGACUUGGAAGCAGGUAGGAAGUUCAAACUGUGAUAGAGUCAAGAGAGAAAAAUCAAAUCAGACCCUGUUACAGAUUGGCAUCAGUGUUGCCAUCCCUUACACCUUCGAUGGGAGGGUUUUCAAUUCAUGGAUCGGUACAAAGGACGAAACAUCCACCGGCGCUAAUUAUUUGGGGAUCCUCACACUUGGUUGGUGUUACAUACUCUCGGCACGGUUCGUUGAAAUACAUGGAGAGGGCGCUUCUAUGCGAUACACAAAAUCCGUGGCCGAAUGCUACAGUGAGGACAUACCGCAGUCUUCGGAGACAUACAUUGUUGAUGUUGGAGAAUUGGAUGAAGAAGUGAUCCGGUGGUGGUCUGCGAUACUCGCUCAACACGAAGGCUGGGAAGGCGUUGUGGAUCAAAAAGGAAAUCGCAAAGUCCUCACCCCCUGGACAAUCUCUCGCACAUGCAAAAAAUCCUUUGGUAUCAAACAGAAAAGACCUUCCUCGGCUUUCUUCGACACCCCUUUACAUUCAGAUCGAGCUUUUGAAGUCCUUGCGGGGUUCGCAAGUCUACAUGAACUGGGGAGUCAAUUCCCCAUUGCUCUGGCGAUAGCCAUGACUUUUCCGACACAGAAUCUAUGCCUCGGCUGUCCAACUGCCAUUUCCAAGCUCAGCCGGGGGGAAGAAAUCAACAACUUGUAUCGAUGCGAUCCCGUCAACGUGGGCGAGUUUGAAUAACCAGCUCCCAUACUACAUAACUCUGAGUUGCAGUCCGGAAGUAAUGAUGUCAGCUUUUUGUGGCUCAUUCUGGGAACUUUGAGGUUCCUUGCAAUCUCGUCAGCCCCUGGUUACAUCCGGUUCUGAAUGAGGUCUUAGGCGAAACGUCGGUUACAAUAGGGCAUGAUCAAGAAGUUCUUGCCUUGAUAGGCUCAAUCCGCCGACCAGGUUUAAGUGCACUUUGGAUCGGAGCAGUUGCAAGUGGCCCGGGCCCGAGAAUUCUCCAAAAAGUCCGGAGAGGUAGACCUCCUCUUGAUCCACUCGGCCAUCCUUGGACUGGGUAUCCGCAAAGCUUCAUGGACCUCGCUGGUUCCGGUCCAUAUACCUGUGAAAGCCCAGAGUACGUUUUAAGGACAGACGUGUGGCGCUUACAGCAUCUCCCUUAGACAGAGGCCGAUGAAUAUUGCUACAUAUGCCAGCCCAGUACACCUUGGGCACCCUUUGGAGCAUCUCUAACAAAAGACUGUGCUCUUCGGAUCACCUCACACUUGGAAUGCCCACGACAUGAAUAUCAAUACGACCACUGGAAUUGGGAGCUGGCAGAUGGGACAAUUGUUCAGGAUCGUGGGUUCUCCAGAUCACCCAUUCCAGCCGAAAACCCUUCCAUUCCUGAAGGGCUGGAUCAAACUGCCUCUAGAGAAGCCUCGCAGGCUCUCUUUCACUGGUUCGGUAUUGGUGAAGAAGGAACUCCCGCUGAAAAGAUCUAUCAAGAUGAGUGGCUUCAGGAUAAAUGGGACGAGAGUGACAUGGAAGCCGAUGAGGCUGAUGAUGACACUACUCAAAAGUCUGCCAGUCAAAGUGAGGCACGUAUUGGAUCAUGGCUUGAUGAAAUAGGAUAUUUAGAUACCUGAUCGCCAAGCAAAGGAUUUCUCUUUUCUCGGUUUGAUAAAUGGAUUUGGUAGAUACAUAGGUG